UUAUAAAACACUCAUAAUUAAACUAGACUUUAUGCUAUGGAUUGUUAAUAACCCGCAAACUAUUAACAUCAUAAUAAAAAAUCACUCAUACAUUUCGUUGUUCCUUUUAUUAUCGAUAAAUCCAUUCAUUAAAUGAUCCUGUUCUUUAUUUUAUGUAACUCAUGCAUGAAUAACACUACUUUUUGUGCCUCCGAAGUGUGGCGAAAGUGACAAUUACAGUAGUUGAUUUUUUGCAUGAACAUAUUUGGAUUUAAACAACUGCAAACAAGAAAUAUUUUAAAAAUAACACGCUCUGCUCAUGCUCGAAAUGCAGAAACAAAGAUAUAAUGGCUGACAGAAUUCAAAUUGAAAUUUACCUCGUUUUAAAGUUAACUGUAUGUUUAUUCUUUUCUUGGUGCAUUCAGUGAAAUAACCCUAAUAAAGUGCACUAAACACUACUUAAUUACAGUUAGGUCUUUGAGGAUCUCACCCAAUCGAAUGCGAUCAUAUUGGUCACGUGACCGUCGUUUAUGGUGUGCCGUCGGUGCUUCUGUGUAACCGGUGGGAAUUGUAUGAAUGUUUAUUCGUUACAUCCUUGAAAAGAACGAUAAUUUCAUCAAGAAUAUUUAUUUGUUUCGAUUACUGAUUGUGUGUUGAUAUACGAUGUUCACGUGUAAUUAUUAUGUUUAUAUUGCUGUGCAAGAAAGUCGUGAAAUGCAUUCGUAUGAACAUAACCGCCGUUGAAAGCCCUCCUUAGGCGUGCGUACUACUCGGCGAAAUUCGAAUAUGAGGAAACGUAUUUAGCUCUUUAUUCAACAACCUGCAAAAAUGGAAGAUUUUAACGAUGGGGUUGAUGGUAAACUUGCAUCGAGAUUGCGAAAAGUCAAUCCAGAACAAUUUCAUACUCUUGUCAAAAUGCACCUGUCUUUUGAAUUGGAUCUUAAUACGGAAGAUUUUGAAUCUAGUUUGGACAAGAUUUGUGCUCCGUCCUGUCAAUGUGUUUUACACACAUUGGGCAAUGUUUGGCGUGAAGCUAAAAAUCUAGUUUGUUCCUCGAGUCCUUCUGUGCUGAAUACAGGAUGUAAUCAACCGUUCUGUUUCUGCAGUGAUUGCGUGGCAGAAAAAGCAAAAGAGAAGAAAUGGGGUUUACUAAGCUUCUCGAAAAAGCCAAAGUCGACGAUGAACCUUCAGAAAGGAAUGGAAGGUAUUGCUUUAACUCAGGAGGGAAUUAUUCAGGUUAAACAAUUGAUCAAAUACCUGUCAAAAGAACAAAGUAUUGUUCAGGAAGGAAUAUUUCGACGAACAGGAAAGUUAACACGGCAACAAGACCUAAAGACAGCAUUAUGCCAAGGUGUACCUUUAGAUCUUGAAGAUGGUCGUUUUAGUGUUCACGACUGUGCCUCUGUAUUGAAAGGAUUCUUGGCAGAAUUACCAGAACCUUUAUUGACUGAUUUACAUUAUCCUGCUCAUUGUCAGAUAGCUGAAUUAUACAGUUUGGAUGCAAAUGCAAAUGACUCAAGAUUAUUACGAUCUUUACAGCUACUGUUAUUGUUACUUCCGACUGAGAACAGGACUUUACUAAAGCACGUUCUAAUACUAUUGAACAAAACAGCCACUUUUGAAUGCAGUAACAAAAUGAAUUGUGAUACUCUGGCUACACUUUUUACGCCUCAUUUAAUGUGCCCAAGGAAAUUAUCUCCAGAGGCACUGCACAUCACCUCUCAGAAUCUGUCAGGACUGGUGGCUUUCAUGAUUAGAAAAGGCAUGGACUUAUUUGAAAUUCCCCCAAAAUUAGCCACUGAUAUCAGAGCUUAUUGGGUAGAACAAGAGAGAAAAUUAUUGAGUCCUAAAAAAACCGAUUUGAACGAAUCAACGUCAGAUGCAACGAGUACAGCUCAUACGGUUUUUAGCUUUGUGGAUCACAAGCUAACUGCUAAAGCGAAUUCUACACAAGACACACAGGCAGCUUUAGCCCAGCUUUAUGCUCAUAUACAGGCGAUGCCUGAAUCCGCAAAAAAGCGAAGACUCGUUAAACAGUUCAAUAAGGAGAAUGGCCAAGGCACUCCCAGGCAAGUGAAGCACUACAGAACGAAAAGUCUAGGAGACUCGAUAAAGAAACAUAUCUUUCAAAAGAAACUUCUGGGUCAUAAAAAACUUAUUGAUAUUAAUAUAGGCUGCAAUAUCAGCAGAUCGAGUAGCGAAGAAAACAUACUAUCGACGAGUCUCGAAAAGUCGCUGCUCCCCUCGAAAACACUAUUCAGUAAAUCGGACGACGAACUUAGCAUAGAUAAUUCCGAUACGUUGGAGAGUGAGAAUCUUCUUCAGAUAAAGCAUAUGAGUAAUAGUACAGGCAGCUUGGAUACGCCUGCUUUAGCAAGCUAUAAAGGAAAGAAAAAAGUGAUGUUAAUGAGUUUUGUAAAUAUUGGAGAAGAGGAUGAGGGGCAAAUUAAAGGCAACAAAAAGGAAUCCAUACAAAGAUUACAAAAGGAAGAAGCUAUAAUGAGUGAUGAUACUAGCGCCACCACAAAAUCCGAAGAGAAAAUAUCACCAAUGGACGAAAAAUGCACUAACAACAAGAGUCGCAGUCUUCAUGACAUCAGUCGUUCUGCCACAGUAACUUUGUCGCGAAAUCUCAGCGAGCCCAAUGACUUAUACUCACAGACCGCUUUUAAUGAAAUCGAUGAAAAGGAAAAGGAACUAGUCAGACAAAUUUCGGAUACAAUAUAUCCGGUAUCACGAUGCUCCAACAUAGAGGUCGUCUUUACACCAAGAAAUUCGAUGCCUGAUCUUAAAUCAACGCGUUCACCGACGAAGUUAGAUCCUUCACUGAGUAGCACGUCAAUUCAUUCCCCACCAAUGGCAAAGAACAAAUUUUGGAAUUUGUAUAACGCACAUACAUCAACACCAUCGAAUUUAUUACGACGAAGCCUGGUUACUAAUGAUUACUUAUUGACGCCUAUCGCGGAUCAUGAUAAAAGCAUGAGUCCUAUUACUCAAAGUACAACUAAGAUGAGCAAGGCCAUGCAGGAAACUAUGAUGACGCCACGAUCUCGGAAACCAGUUAUAAUGGUAUCCGGCUCGAACCUUUGCAAUCUGGCGACUCUCAACAAUGGAUGGUCACAAUAUGGUUCAACGACAAACUUACGCGGAUCAAAUGUGGAUCUCGUUGGACGCAAAAAUUGCACUUCCAUUCUAGAAGAGUCACAAAAGGCAGACAGUACCAGUAGUGAAAUUAUUCCAUUAGACAACACCGACUCGGAAAAUAAGGAGAAUAAUAUUUCUGACGAUAAAUGCGAAGACCUAAAUUUUGUCACAUCUGUGGAAGACAAUUACGGAUCUAUCAUGCAACGAAGUCCUGCUUCCAUAACGAGUACUUUCAGGGAAUAUUUGUUAUCUAGAAGUGUGCUCACUGCAAGUCCAGUCGAUCUUAGCUUUACAUCGCGCACUGGCGAUUUUGAACAGUCUGAAUCGGAUUUGAACAUUCUGAACGAGGACAGAUUGUCCGAUAGUUUACUGCAUUGUCUAGAUGGUAAUAAUCCUGGAUCCGAUACAUCGGGUAUAGCUUCGGGCAGCACGAACAGUGCUAACAAUUCCAUGGAAAAGAUUGAGGACGCGGUGCUAACUCCUAGGAAAAGAGGCACCAGCUUACAGCGAAAUGAUUCUAAACGAUCGGUCAGAGAAAAAACAAUGACGAGCAAAUUGAAAACUCAAGCUCUGAAGAAUAAACAGCUAAGCGAAUCGACAAUAAAUUCAAUAAAACUCAAGGAAACAUUCCAAGAGACAUCUUUCUAGCCCAUUAAGGGUGUAUACUUAUUAUAUAAGUAAAACGAAAUUAAGUUAAAACACCUAAAAUUUAAAAUUUUGUACCAUGUUGCAUUUACUAUUAUAUAUUUCUUAUUGAAGUUGUUGUUAUUUAACGUCAACUGUCACAUGAUGACUCAAUCAUUUGCUGAUUUUUUUCAGUUUUAUAGCAAUAUUUUGCUACGUGAUAUACAACUAGGUAAAUGGAAGACAUGACUCCGAUAAUUUAUUCAUGAGUGAACUACUGGUUUUGAAUAAAUGGAACUGUUGACAUAUUCAGACAUAAAAGAAAAUGAUACUUUAGACAUGUUGUCGCGUUUAUUAAUAAAUUAUAAUCGAAAGGUCGAAUUCUUAUUAUGUUAGCAGUGCCAAAAAGUCAAAGCAUGUUGGAUAUGCUUUAUAAAUAAUUGUAUUUUGCAUAAAGUAAGGUGUAUACCUGAACAAGUUGGUAAUAAAAAUAUAGAAGUUC
Cephus cinctus (wheat stem sawfly) is the source of this 4249-nucleotide messenger RNA. RefSeq lists its product as uncharacterized. The transcript has 8 exons. Gene Ontology annotation, biological process: regulation of small GTPase mediated signal transduction; signal transduction. Gene Ontology annotation, cellular component: cytoplasm. The coding region runs from base 808 to 3771 and encodes 987 amino acids. NCBI's taxonomy places the organism in Eukaryota, Metazoa, Arthropoda, Insecta, Hymenoptera, Cephidae. The record is from RefSeq and is a predicted model, not a curated record. Gene Ontology annotation, molecular function: GTPase activator activity.